Messenger RNA from Salvia splendens (bonfire salvia), 852 nucleotides. Its product is annotated as ras-related protein Rab11D. The record is from RefSeq and is a predicted model, not a curated record. The coding region runs from base 16 to 765 and encodes 249 amino acids. Gene Ontology annotation, molecular function: GTP binding; GTPase activity. Lineage: Eukaryota; Viridiplantae; Streptophyta; Magnoliopsida; Lamiales; Lamiaceae. The transcript has 3 exons.
UUGAGAUACAAAUAGAUGGAGUUUUCCGCCAUUGGAGCUGUUCCUUUGAGGAAUACUCAGGAGGUGUUGUUGGUUGAACCAGUGACAAUAGAGAGAGAGAUGGCAAGUGGAUACGGCAGCUCUUCCCAGAAAACAGACUACGUCUUCAAGGUGGUGUUGAUCGGCGACUCCGCCGUCGGCAAAUCUCAAAUUCUCUCGCGUUUCUCACGCAAUGAGUUCAGCUUGGAUUCCAAGGCUACUAUCGGCGUCGAGUUCCAAACUCGCACCCUGCUUAUCCACCACAAGUCCGUCAAAGCUCAGAUCUGGGAUACCGCCGGCCAGGAGAGAUACAGAGCUGUCACGAGUGCUUAUUACAGGGGUGCGGUGGGGGCUAUGCUGGUUUACGACAUAACUAAGCGGCAGACCUUCGACCACAUCCCCCGUUGGCUAGAAGAGCUGCGUGCUCAUGCUGACAAAAACAUUGUGAUAAUGCUAAUCGGGAACAAGACUGAUCUUGAAAACCAGAGAGCAGUGCCGACAGAGGAUGCUAAGGAGUUUGCUGAAAAAGAAGGCUUAUUUUUCUUAGAAACCUCGGCGUUGGAAGCAACCAACGUGGAGGAGGCUUUCGUGACAGUGUUGACACAGAUUUUCAACAUUGUUAAAAAGAAGAGUCUCGUUGCGGAUGAAGCGAACAGCAAUCCGGCGUCGUUAGCCAGGAAGAAUAUCCUCAUUCCUGGGCCAGCUCAAGUAAUCCCAGAAAGUAAUAGGAUGUGUUGUAGAUCAUGAUUUCUUUUCUUGAAUUAUUUGUUUUUUUGAGUGAGUCGGAAAUUUUGGCUCUCUGAUUAAUUUAAUUCACUUCUCUCUCAAACAAAA